This is a messenger RNA of Penicilliopsis zonata CBS 506.65, 1680 nucleotides long. RefSeq lists its product as hypothetical. Gene Ontology annotation, molecular function: oxidoreductase activity, acting on the CH-CH group of donors. Bases 1 to 1680 code for a protein of 559 amino acids. NCBI's taxonomy places the organism in Eukaryota, Fungi, Ascomycota, Eurotiomycetes, Eurotiales, Aspergillaceae. The transcript has a single exon. The record is from RefSeq and is a predicted model, not a curated record.
AUGGACUCUCCCGUGAUUAUCGUCGGCGGUGGUCUGGCCGGUCUGGUGGCCGCCCGAGAACUGUCUCGCCGCAAUGUGGCCUCGGUGAUUGUCGACCAGGAGAACGAGGCGAACCUGGGCGGGCAGGCCUUCUGGUCGCUGGGCGGCCUGUUCUGCGUCGACUCGACGAACCAGCGCCGACUGGGAGUCAAGGACAGCCGGGAGCUGGCGCUGCAGGACUGGCUGAGCACGGCACGCUUCGAUCGCGAGGAGGAGGACUACUGGCCUCGCCGGUGGGCGGAGGCGUUUGUGGAUUUCGCGACCGACGAGCUGGAGGCGUACGUCAAGGAAGCCGGACUCGCCUUUGCGACGCUGGGUUGGGCCGAGCGUGGCAGCGGCAACGCAGGGGGCCAUGGCAACUCGGUGCCUCGCUUCCAUCUGACAUGGGGCACGGGUCCGGCGGUCGUCGACGCGUUUGAGAAACCCGUGCGGGCCGCGGCGGCCAAGGGGCUCGUCGAGUUUCGCUUCCGCCACCGCGUCGACGAGCUGGUGGUGGACGAGCAGACGGGCGCCGCUGUGGGCGUGCGUGGCCAUGUCCUCGAGGCGUCGACGGACUCGCCGCGCGGGGUGGCCACCAGCCGCAAGGUGGUGGACGCGUUCGAGAUCCGCGGCAGCCAUGUGCUGCUCGCGACGGGCGGCAUCGGCGGCAACGUCGAGCUGGUCAAGAAGCACUGGCCGGUCGACCGGCUGGGGGCGUACGUGCCGCAGUCGUUUGUCGUCGGGGUGCCCGCCCACGUCGACGGGCGGAUGCUGGGGAUCGCCCAGCAGGCGGGCGCGAAUGUCAUCAACAGCGACCGUAUGUGGCACUACACCGAGGGACUGCAGAACUGGAACUCCAUCUGGCCCGACCACGGCAUCCGCGUGCUCUCGGGCCCGUCGUCGCUGUGGCUCGACGCCCAGGGGAACCGCCUGCCUGCCUUUCUCUUCCCGGGCACCGACACGCUGGCUACGCUGGAGCACAUCUGCCGUACGGGCUACGACUACACCUGGUUCAUCUGCACCAAGACCAUUGUGGCGAGCGAGUUCUCCCUGUCGGGCUCCGAACAGAACCCGGAUCUCACCGGCAAGAACUUCCUCAGUCUGCUCUGGCAGCGUGUCUUCAGCUCCGCCGGCCCGCAGCCCGUCCAGGCCUUUCUCGACCACGGACCGGAUUUUGUCGUCGAGGCCUCGCUCGAGGACCUGGUCGCGGGCAUGAAUCGCCUCGCCAAAGAACGCGGUGGGCCCCAGCUGAGCGUCGACGAGGUCGAGCACACCAUCCGCCUGCGCGACGCCCAGCUCGACAACGCCUACACCAAAGACGCCCAGCUGAUGUUGAUCCGCAACGCCCGUGCCUUCUGGCCCGAACGACUCACCCGCAUCGCCAAACCGCACAAGCUGCUCGACCCGCGCCACGGCCCUCUCAUCGCCGUCCGUAUGAACCUGCUCACCCGCAAGACCCUCGGCGGCCUCCAGACCAACCUCGACGCAAACGUCCUCCGUCCGGACGGCCAGCCCUUCCCCAACCUCUAUGCCGCGGGCGAGGUGGCGGGCUUUGGAGGCGGCGGUGUCCAUGGGUACAGUGCUCUCGAGGGGACCUUUUUGGGCGGCUGUAUCUUUACGGGAAGAACGGCAGGCAUCAAGAUUGCCGAAAGCAAGGCUUAG